UUAUUUUCGAAAAUACGCCGCUAGGUUUCGUUAUGUUCGCUGAAGUCAGGUUUAUAACGUCAUAUUUUUCAUUGAUAAUUGUUGACAAUACUGCAUCAUUAGCAAUUGUAUUGAUGUUUUUUUAAUUUAUAAAAAGUAAUAUUUAUUUAAAAAUGGUAAAGAAAUGCAUUGUUCAUGGGUGUAUAAGUGGACGAGUCAAGGAUCGUAAUAAGAAUGCUAAAUUAAAUCGGAGAAAUACGUCUUUAUUCACUGUACCACAGGCAAUAUAACCUUAAUUGAUAGUUAUUAAUUACUAAUAUAAAAAAAUGCAAUGAUGCAAAUGGCACCCUGAUCUGGAUAAAAUUAUGGAGUAGUGGAUUAAACCAGCAAUUAAUACCAAAAAAACAAUACACAAAGAAUGCAACUACGAAUAUUUAAUGACGUCUCACCUUAAUCAAGAUCAACUGGAAAAAUAUUUUGGUAUCAUGAGAAGUAUUUAUCGCUGUAAUGAUCAUCCAGACACCAUUCUAUUUGGACAGGUUUUCCGAUUACUCUGUUCAUAUUCGCUAGUCACCCCUCCAAAAGGGUCUAAUGUCACGGCUUGUGAGCUUCUUCAGUCAUUAAUGCAAACAAAGGAAUCUCUGAUUGUAUCGAAUUCGUUAAAAAAAAAUUGGCUUAAUGACAUUGAUGCAAUUAUUGAGAAUGGUAUUGUGAAUCACGAAAACUCAUGUAGUGAAAAUAUUAAUGAAUUCGUAGGUACUAAGACAAUUAAAAUAAAUACAGUGAACCAGAUUUUGGAAAAAAUUUCAAAGGCAAAAUUUUUACCAAUGUUAGGCUGUGAUAAACAUGUCAAAGAACUUAUGGCUAAAAUUUUAAAUAAUUUUAUCAUCAUGCGUGGAAAUUUCUUAGUAAAUUUAAUUAAUCGUACUUUAAACGAUCGGAAGUUGAAAACAAAAAAACUUCGUAAAUACUCUAAACUGUCAUAA
Molecule: messenger RNA, 965 nt
Organism: Polistes dominula (European paper wasp)
Lineage: Eukaryota; Metazoa; Arthropoda; Insecta; Hymenoptera; Vespidae
Source: RefSeq, a predicted model, not a curated record